AUGUUAAGCUUUUUGAAGGCCGAAAGCCUUCAAAACUAUGUCAAACAGAUGGAUGAUUUGGUCAACAAUUUGUUGCUAAGAGAGACCAAGGACAAAGACACUCUUGCAACCGUGAUUUUCAUGAAGAAACUCACAAUCACUUUUUCAUGCACCAUUCUCUUUGGCAUUCAUGACGAGCUCACUACGAAAGCUUUGUUUGAUUAUUUCACAGUAACCUUUAAAGCAUAUUUGUCUCUUCCUAUAUACUUCCCCGGCACUGCUUACUGGAACGGUUUGCCAGCAAGAACUAGAAUAAUUAAUAGGCUUCCGCCGAUUAUUAGAUGA
Messenger RNA from Ilex paraguariensis (yerba mate), 324 nucleotides. NCBI's taxonomy places the organism in Eukaryota, Viridiplantae, Streptophyta, Magnoliopsida, Aquifoliales, Aquifoliaceae. The record is from the annotation of a GenBank genome assembly.